CUCGGGAGCUCUUGUCGGUUCUCCUGGCCGGGGAUUGCCGCUUCCCUCUUCGGCCGCCAGCCGCGCGUCGGGCGCUGUGCAGCCUUUCUUUGCGCCCAUCCAGAGAGAUGCCGAAUGCAGAUGGUAAAAAACUGUUGCCUGUCUUUGCUCAUGAGGCCUGCCGCUGUCUUCUCUCCAUUGAAAAAACAGGUCUAAGAAAAGUCACUUCCUUGGAUUAAAAAGAAUUUAACCAUUGCUGCAGUUGCGGAGUUAUUUUUUUGUCAGAGAAUCAGCAGUUUUGUUCUAAAAAUUGCUUUAAAACUUGUCAAAUGACCUCAAUGGCCAGUCUGUUCUCUUUUACUAGCCCAGCUGUAAAGCGCUUGUUGGGCUGGAAACAAGGCGAUGAAGAAGAAAAAUGGGCAGAAAAAGCAGUUGAUGCUUUGGUAAAAAAACUAAAGAAGAAAAAAGGAGCCAUGGAGGAACUGGAAAAGGCACUAAGUACUCCUGGACAACCCAGCAAAUGUGUUACAAUUCCUCGUUCAUUAGAUGGGCGACUUCAAGUGUCACACCGCAAAGGCCUUCCCCAUGUGAUUUACUGCCGUGUGUGGCGUUGGCCUGAUUUGCAAAGUCAUCAUGAGUUGAAGCCAUUGGACAUUUGUGAAUUUCCUUUUGGAUCUAAACAGAAAGAAGUUUGCAUCAAUCCAUACCAUUACAAAAGGGUGGAGAGCCCAGUUUUACCUCCAGUCUUGGUGCCAAGGCACAGUGAAUUUAACCCACAGCAUAGCCUUUUGGUUCAGUUUAGAAACUUAACUCACAAUGAACCACAUAUGCCACACAAUGCUACCUUUCCAGAUUCAUUCCAACAACCCAAUAGCACUCCGUUUCCCAUGUCUCCAAAUAGUCCAUACCCACCAUCUCCAGGUGGCAGUACCUAUCCAAGUUCUCCAGCUAGUUCUGGACCAUCUAGCCCAUUUCAACUACCAGCCGAUACACCACCGCCUGCAUAUAUGCCUCCUGAAGACCAAAUGGGUCAAGAUACUUCACAGUCUAUGGAUACAAGCAAUAGUAUAAUUCCUCAGAUCAUGCCCAAUAUUUCGAGCAGAGAUGUUCAUCCUGUGGCCUAUGAAGAACCCAAACACUGGUGUUCCAUAGUGUAUUACGAACUAAACAAUCGUGUUGGGGAGGCUUUUCAUGCAUCUUCUACCAGUAUCUUAGUGGAUGGAUUUACAGAUCCUUCUAACAACAAAAACAGGUUCUGCUUAGGUUUGCUGUCCAAUGUUAAUCGUAACUCAACAAUUGAGAACACUCGGAGACACAUUGGAAAAGGCGUUCAUCUGUAUUAUGUUGGUGGGGAAGUCUAUGCAGAAUGCCUGAGUGACAGCAGCAUAUUCGUACAAAGUAGGAAUUGUAAUUAUCAUCAUGGAUUUCACCCUACAACUGUAUGCAAGAUUCCCAGUGGCUGUAGUCUUAAAAUUUUUAACAAUCAGGAAUUUGCUCAGCUUCUAGCUCAAUCAGUCAAUCAUGGAUUUGAGGCAGUAUAUGAGCUCACCAAAAUGUGCACAAUUCGAAUGAGUUUUGUAAAGGGAUGGGGAGCAGAAUACCACCGACAAGAUGUUACAAGCACCCCGUGUUGGAUAGAAAUCCAUCUUCAUGGGCCUCUUCAGUGGCUGGAUAAAGUACUUACCCAAAUGGGCUCCCCACUUAAUCCUAUUUCUUCUGUUUCAUAGUGCCAAAGUAUUUCUUCAGCAACCACAAUUUUAGUGACCAUUUUCUAAUUUUCCAGAAGCUUCCAGUGUGUAUUCUGUAGGAAUACGUCAUAAGUUAGCUUUCUUCUUCUACAAAUGACCAAUUCCAUUGUUUUAACAUCGUUUUCCCUUUCAUUUCAUAUUAAGACUGUUCAAUUUGCAGGAAAACUGAAAAAUGCAGAAACUGUUUUACCUGAGCUAUACAUAUUUGAACAACUUUUGAUUCCACUGGAAGUAUUUUAACAUGUUUUCUGAGGACACAUUCUUGAAUGACUUUACACAAUGAAUAACAAACACUAUCUCAUUUGCUAAAUCUAUAUAGCUCCAAUUUACCAUCAGUUUUUAAUAUUACUAUAUGGUUUUAUGGGUGAUCUAAACCUACAGAGAGCUAGCUUUAAUUUACGUAAGAUUGCCUUUAGCUUAAAUAUGACCUCAAUGUGUACAUGUUGACAAGCAUCUGUUACAGAUAGUGAUAACAAAAUACAUUAGAGCAGGCUCUCCUUUAGUUACUUUCAUCACAGUUCAGUGUUGCUUUCAUAAUUUAGUCCUGUACUCAGAUCAAAGUCCAGGGAAAUUCAGAUGAAUGUGUAUAGGAUUGGUGCUUAACAGAUGUUUUAUCCAGGGUAUGCACUGUUUGAGGCAGUUAACAUUUAUUUGAAUACAAAAUACUAAAGUGCUGUAUAUUACAUUGCAAGAAUGUGCAUUGUGCUUUAUAUUUUAUUUUGCAUUUUGGUAGAAAAUAGUCUGGAAGCUUCCUAAAAAUUUACAUUUGCUAAUUUUCAAUAUUUUUUUCUUUAAAUAUUACUUCUGUUUUGGGGAGAUUUAAAUUUUAUCUAGUAAGUGUUGUAAAACACUUGCUUUUUUUUUUUUUGCUGAGGAAGCUCAUUUUCAUAAUGAUUUAUGAGAAUAUUGUCAUGUGGGUGACUGGAAGUUGUAUGAUGUACAAUAAACCUUUUUUUUAUUGGCAAGGGCUACAUUCUUUCAGGAGUAAUCUCAUGGAGGCUAUGCACACUGAUUGGUGGUUGACAUAGCAAAUUGUCUCUUGCUAUCAACGCCCCCCCCCCUUUUAACAUCUUUAUCUUUCUUGUCUUUUCUACCUUCCCUUUACAAAUAGGCUAAUGAUUCCUGCUAAAGGCAUAUAUUGAAAACAUGAAGCACAUUUUUAAACUUAGGAUGUACAGUAUACCUUUGUUAUGUUGUUCAUGAACCUUAAUCAUUCAUACACAAUUUCUUGUAUAAUGUAAUGAGCUGGAAAUCUUAACAUCUGGAUCAUAUUUAGAAUUGUUUUGACUAAGCCAAUGGAAAGAUGAUGAAUGGUUUGUCAGAGGGAUACAGGUGUGUAUUAUGCAUUAUUUGUCUCCAUUCAGGAAUAUUUUGAUUCUUUGGACUAAAGAAACAAUAUAUUAGAGUCAACAGCCAUUACAAGUUAAAGUAAGGUUUAAUUUAAAUUGAAACGGAGAUGAAAUUUCCCUAAAUUUGUUUGUCUGAUGCUCAUCUAUGCAAUCAGUAAUUGGUUGAAACUUUGCCUUUAAAUAUAUACUCUUUCCUUGAAAUUUCAGUUUUCAAUGGUAAAUUGUUUAAGGCUUUCCCCCUCUAAAAAUACUUACAGUUUUAAUUUCUUUCCUUGGACAUGGAAGGCAAUAUGUGUCAGAAGUAGCUCUUGGAUAUUUUUUUAAAAGUUUUUAUUUUGCCCCUUCAAUGCUAGGAAUUAAAAGGGAACUUCUUACAACAAAGUAUGAAAUUUUGCAUGGAUUCCAUCGAAGCUAUCUGAGCUCAAAAAGAGAAUUUUAGUCAGUGUGAGUGUGAGGAGAACCUUCUACACUCUUUAUAAGUGGUUGUAUCCUUCAUUCUUGUGUUAGAAUAAUCAAGAACAUAUGCAGAUCCAUAAUAGUAUAUGUUGGCACAAGGCAGGUAUCUUACCCAAUUUUGACUGAGAGUUCUUGCCUUACAGCAAGCUUAUCUUAAUAUGAUGUUUGGUUAAAUUUGGUAAUCCUAAAAUUCUAUAUGGAGGAGAAUGUCUUACAGAAAUAACUUUGUAUAAAAUGAGGGAGAAGAAGUUAGAUUGGGAAGACCCAUGCUGGGUCAAAUUAAAGGCCUCUUCUGUUUGUGUUUAAAACAACUCAAUAUUAAAAGGCAAGUUGUCCUUUUGUUUUGUUUUAACUUAAGAUAUCUAGUCACCACAAUUAGUGCCAUUGGUGUCCUUUUAGAAUUUGUCUAAACUCUAGCUAUUUAUAGUUGUGAAUCUCAUAAUUUUAUCUGCCUUCUUUGUUAUACUUGAUCUUUUCUGAUUCAACUUCAGUUCAUGACCUCAUAUUCUACUAAGAAAAGGUUUGGUACAGUGAUCAGAAGUGCUAGACAAAGUGUGGCAAUAUUAACAUGUUGGCAAUUUAAUUCUGUUCAUUUAAUAAUAUACCCAGCAUGGAAUUUGCUUUUUCAAGGUAAUUGUCCUUUUUUGUUUGACAUAUCCAUUGCAAUCCCAAGAAACUAAUUAUUCCCAACUCACAUGAUACGCUAAUUAUUUCAAGGCACUUCUUAAGUUGAAUGAAUGUGUGUUUGGAGUCCCUGAAUUGAAUACAAGUUCUUCAGUUUUUGAGAAAUUAAUAGUUAAUAUGGGAAAAUAGAAGAUAUGAGACUAAAGUUGGCUUGUUUGCAAUGUAAAUAAACAUUCAGCCAUGUGGCAAGGAGAUUAGUGUACUGUUGCCAUUUAAAUACUUGUAAUCUUGGUUGAUAAUUUUUGUGGUAUUUGAAAUAUCACAUCCUUGUAUAUUCUGUGCCGAUGCCCUUGAAGACUAGCUCUAAAUUCUAGGAAAAUGUUUUAAUAAUUUUACCGUUAAAGUUAACAGUUUUAAACUUGAGAUUCCUGAACAGAGAAGGUGCAAUUUCUAAUGCAUGGUAUUAUCUUAAGAAUGUAAGAAUAGAGCACUGUAAAGUUAAGGCCUAUCUUGACCAUCAUUCUAUAGGAAUGAAUUAGAUGAUUGCAUUAGUCUGUAAGCAGGAUAGAGCAAUUGCCCUUUGCCAUAAUUCUCUAUUGUCUUAUCAUUUAGAGCUGUGCUAUAUAAUUAACAUGGAUAGUAACUGUUAAUCUUGUAUGUGAUCAUUUUGUCCGAUCCUUUUUAAAGCCAUUUAAAUUGCUGGAUAAAAGGAUGUCAAUAGAUCAUGAUAGUGUGUUCUAUGAUAACUCGGGGUGAAAAAAUGUACCCUUCAUAUUUGGCCUUUGAUUCAGAUAUGUUGAGAGAGAAGUAGAUGGCAAAGUUUCUCCAAGGAUAAAGAAUAAAAUUGUGUACAUGUUGUGAGAAAAGAUGUUUUGAAAACAAGUUAAAAUUUGAAAAUUCACCUUAUAAAACUUAUGAUAUAAGUGUUGCUAGUUUCUCCUGAAGGUCUAAAAAGUAACAGCUUACUCCAGAGUUACUUACUUUGAACAGGAGAAGUAGAGAUACUAUUUUGCUGGCUCUUAUUUUAAGAAGCUGUUUUUAUUGAAUAUUCAGUUAGUUAAGGUCAGAAUUCCCUAGGUGUUCUGAGCAGUUUCUUCCUAGUUAAAUGAAUGGGGACUAUAAAGAGUGCUAGAUAGAUUAUGCCAGUUGCUCAAUCUUUCCCAACCCCACAAUGAAUUUGUAGAAACCCAUGCUGGCUGGGAGUUCUGUAAUUUUUUUUUUUUUAAAGGCAGAAGGUUACAACAGUAUAUGAUUGAGAGACAACAAUAGAGACAUCCUAAAUCAGGGCUGUCAAACUCCCGGCCUGUGGGCUGGAUGCAUCAUGUGCUGGCUAUGCUCAUGCCCGGUUUAGCGAAGGGGGGGAAAUUCCUGGUAUGCCGUGAUGUCGCCGCGACCACGUGGGUUUGACACCCCAUCCUAAUUUUUUUGGAUUGCAAUUGAUUUUACUAUAAAUCUAAUCCAGGUAAUAAUAUCUAAUAACAUCUUCUAUAGAGUGAUAACUCAUUUGCAGUUUUUCUAAAAUGUUUAGAAUCUGGGUAGGAAGCCCUUUUUUAACUGCUCAAGCCAUUUAUAAAUAGUUUAUAACACUAUAACAUUUAUAAUAUUAGGUACCAGG
This is a messenger RNA of Pseudonaja textilis, 5771 nucleotides long. RefSeq names its product SMAD family member 5 (gene SMAD5). Gene Ontology annotation, biological process: cell differentiation; BMP signaling pathway; regulation of transcription by RNA polymerase II. Gene Ontology annotation, molecular function: I-SMAD binding; DNA-binding transcription factor activity, RNA polymerase II-specific; RNA polymerase II cis-regulatory region sequence-specific DNA binding. Lineage: Eukaryota; Metazoa; Chordata; Lepidosauria; Squamata; Elapidae. The record is from RefSeq and is a predicted model, not a curated record. Gene Ontology annotation, cellular component: heteromeric SMAD protein complex.